UUUCUCCAGCCUCUAUCAGAACAUCAAACAGGUAACCGCAGGUUGAGAACAAUUGCCUUUCUGAUGGCAGCUGCACAGCUCACCCUGCUCUGGGCUGUGUGUCUGCUGCCGGGACCCUUAGCCCUGCCGCUGCCUCCAGACGCAGCCAACAUGAGCCAGCUGCAGCGGAAACAGGCCCAGGACUAUCUUGAGAAAUUUUACUCUGGUGACUCCAAAACAAAAGAGAUCAGCAGUUUAGCGGCCAAACUCAAGGAGAUGCAGAACUUCUUUGGUUUGCCUCUAACUGGGAAACUAAACCCUCACAUCAUGGAAAUAAUGCAGAAGCCCAGGUGUGGAGUGCCAGAUGUUUUAAAGUACUCACUAUUCCCAAAUAAACUCAAAUGGCUUUCUAAAGACAUCACCUACAGAAUCGUGUCAUAUACGUCAGACUUAUCACGCAGAACCGUGGAUAAAAUCGUGGAAAAGGCUUUCAGCAUGUGGCAUGAGCAAAUCCCACUGAACUUCAGGAGAGUUAGGAUGGGGCCUGCAGAUAUCAUAAUCAGCUUCGAAACGAAAGAUCACGGAGAUGGAUCCCCAUUUGAUGGGCCAGGAAACGCAGUAGCUCAUGCUUUUGGACCUGGGCCAGGACUAGGGGGAGAUGUUCACUUUGACAACGAUGAAUACUGGACUGUGAGCAACGAGAUAGGUCCAGAAAGAAAUAACUAUGGAUGAGUGAGAGUUGGAUGUUAUUUUCAUAUGG
Molecule: messenger RNA, 739 nt
Organism: Nannospalax galili (Upper Galilee mountains blind mole rat)
Lineage: Eukaryota; Metazoa; Chordata; Mammalia; Rodentia; Spalacidae
Gene: Mmp7
Product: matrix metallopeptidase 7
Exons: 5
Coding region: 64-711 (215 amino acids)
Biological process (GO): extracellular matrix organization; collagen catabolic process; proteolysis
Cellular component (GO): extracellular matrix
Molecular function (GO): metalloendopeptidase activity; zinc ion binding
Source: RefSeq, a predicted model, not a curated record